Caenorhabditis bovis is the source of this 2472-nucleotide messenger RNA. The record is from the annotation of a GenBank genome assembly. NCBI's taxonomy places the organism in Eukaryota, Metazoa, Nematoda, Chromadorea, Rhabditida, Rhabditidae.
AUGAAUGUAGCACGCAAAUUUGCGGGAAAACGUUUGAUGUCGACACAGCGCUUCGAAAACUUCCGAGUUGUCGAAGUUGGAGCCAGAGACGGUUUGCAGGCUGAGAAAAACUUUGUUCCAACUGAAAUUAAGGUGGAAUUGAUCAAUCGUUUGUCAAGAUGUGGAUUUAAGACUGUUGAAUCAACUAGCUUUGUGUCACCAAAAUGGGUGCCUCAAAUGAGUGAUCACGCCGAUAUUGUCGAAAAAAUAGAUAAAAUUGACGGUGUGAACUACCCAGUCCUCGUGCCAAAUGUUGCUGGCUUAAAGAAUGCGCUAAAAACUGGACAAGUAAAGGAAAUAGCGGUUUUCGGCGCUGCUUCAAAUUCAUUUUCCGCGAAAAAUGUAAAUGCAAACAUUGAAGAUAGUCUUAAUAAGCUCUUAGAAGUAACAUCACUUGCAUUGGAAAAUAAUCUAACAGUUCGCGGAUACGUUUCGUGCGUAGUUGGAUGUCCGUAUGAGGGAAAAAUCGAUCCGAAAGUUGUUGCAAAAGUUUCAGAAAGACUACUCGCAGCUGGAUGCUACGAGAUUUCCCUUGGGGACACAAUUGGGGUAGGAACCGUUCAAACUGUUCGCAAAAUGUUAAAGGAAGUGACUAAAGCAGUCCCGGUUGAGCGGUUGGCUGUUCACUUCCAUGAUACAUAUGGACAGGCGUUGGCUAAUGUAUUAGUCGCUGCUGAAGAAGGAGUUCGUGCUGCUGAUUCUAGCAUCAGUGGUCUAGGAGGAUGUCCAUAUGCUAAAGGAGCUACUGGAAAUCUUGCAACGGAAGAUCUUUUAUAUUUCCUUGAAGGUAACGGUUUUAACACCGGCGUAAAUUUGGACAAAGUUGUUUCAACUGCUCAGUGGUUCAAUGAAGCGACCGGUCGCAGCCAGAUGUCGCGAAUGUCUGCAAUCGAAAGCAUGAUGAAUGAGGAGGAUGUUCUAGACGACAUCGGUCCAUCAGAUCAAGCAAUUGAGAUGACAGAAGGAGAGAUUGAUGCACUUCUAAACGACGAUGAGCAUUCUGGACUCGAUUUAGCGUGCAAUGAACCUUCGCCAAGAUUGGAAAGACAACUGAAAGAGCUUCAAAAUGAGAAUUUAUCACUGUCGAAAAAACUAGCGGAACGCGAUUAUCAAAUUGAAAUUUUGAAGAAACAUCAAGAAGACUACGAAACAGACCAAAAGGUUAAGUCAACAUCGGAACAAUUGCCACAAAAUGCGACAUACAGUGGUCGGAAUUGUGGUCAUCAGUCUGGACCAGAAAAUGGAAAUACAGGGCCGCAUUGCGAACUAAUGGAUAUCGUAAACAGUGACCCACGGGAAAUACUUUGUCUCGUGCCAUUUGUAGACAAGAACUAUUUGAAUCCAAAUUAUAUGCACCAGAGCGUGCCUUCCGUACCUCACGAAUUUAAUACUAUAUCAUUAGAGGUUCAGGUAGAGAUUAAGUCAACCAAGAGUGAUUUUGUCGAAACGUGGCAAAUUGCUGGAGUUGUUCGUUAUAACUACACUCCAAGAAAGAAUCUUCGCAUAUUUGUGCAGACAGCAUCUAUGUACCCUCAUGGGCUUACGACACCAUCUGAAUACAGCAAUGAAAGAAUGGAGUGGGGUGCCUCUGGUUUCCAUCAAUGCUCCCAAAACGGAAGAAAUUUAAAAAUGGUGAAUUUGUUCCCGAAAGCGAUUGAAAGCGAUGACGAAAUUGAAAAUGAUGAGAGUGGUGAUGAGCAAAUCGACGAAGAGGCCGUUUCUGUACGGAAGAAGAGAAAAAUCGCAAAUGCUGCCGAAGAAUUUGCUGAUAAUUUCGUUUUUGAGGGUGAUGGAGCCGGAUUUGUGGACCGAGAAACUGAGGAUUUGCAAAAAUACUUAAAAAAGCAAAUUGCCCCGUCUCUUGACGAAAAAAUUGCUGAAGCGCGGCGACUUAAAAAUACCGGCAAAGCAGUAAUUGUCGAAGGAGAAGAGGACAGGGAUGAUGGCGAACAGUCAGACGACGAAAUUCAACAGUUGGGAGGUCGUGAAACACGAGAUACGGUUCGCGAAAAAAAGAAGCUUGGAAAAUCAAAAAAAUCAACGGGACGCGAUGAUUUUUUUUCGGCGUCAAUUGAUGGGAAGCAACUAGACAAUACUACCCAGAUCACAUUUGAUCAGAUGAACUUAAGCAGACAGAUUUUGAAGGCUAUCGGAUCUGCUGGAUUUACUGACCCAACUCCAAUUCAGCAGGCAUGCAUUCCUGUUGCUUUAACCGGAAAGGACAUUUGUGCUUGCGCAGCAACUGGUACUGGUAAAACUGCCGCGUUUGUUCUUCCAAUUUUGGAAAGAAUGCUCUUUCGCCCGAAAGGACCUAGCUGCACCAGAGUUCUAGUUCUUGUUCCUACGAGAGAACUGGCCAUUCAAGUGUUCCAGGUUUUUCGAAAGCUCUCAACAUUCAUUCAAUUAGAAGUUUGUCUUUGUGCUGGUAAGUGA